This is a messenger RNA of Heteronotia binoei (common prickly gecko), 1181 nucleotides long. RefSeq names its product receptor accessory protein 1 (gene REEP1). The transcript is spliced from 9 exons. Bases 4 to 840 code for a protein of 278 amino acids. Gene Ontology annotation, molecular function: microtubule binding. NCBI's taxonomy places the organism in Eukaryota, Metazoa, Chordata, Lepidosauria, Squamata, Gekkonidae. The record is from RefSeq and is a predicted model, not a curated record. Gene Ontology annotation, cellular component: endoplasmic reticulum tubular network; endoplasmic reticulum membrane; cytoplasmic microtubule. Gene Ontology annotation, biological process: endoplasmic reticulum tubular network organization.
GCCAUGGUCUCGUGGCUCAUCUCCCGGCUGGUGGUGCUUAUAUUUGGCACUCUCUACCCUGCGUAUUACUCUUACAAAGCUGUAAAAUCGAAGGAUAUUAAAGAGUAUGUAAAAUGGAUGAUGUAUUGGAUCAUAUUUGCCAUCUUCACCACAGUAGAGACAUUCACGGACAUUUUCCUUUGCUGGUUUCCAUUUUAUUAUGAACUCAAAAUAGCUUUUGUAGCUUGGUUGUUGUCUCCAUACACAAAGGGCUCCAGCCUGCUAUACAGGAAGUUUGUGCACCCAACACUGUCCUCAAAAGAGAAGGAAAUUGAUGACUGCUUAAUCCAAGCAAAAGAUCGAAGUUACGAUGCCCUGGUGCAUUUUGGGAAACGGGGAUUGAAUGUGGCAGCAACAGCUGCUGUGAUGGCAGCUUCCAAGGGUCAAGGAGCUCUGUCCGAGAGGCUCCGAAGCUUCAGCAUGCAGGACCUCACUGCCAUCAGAGGAGAGGGCCCUGGGAUCCCACCUCCUCCUGCCCAGGCAGCUUCUGUACGGAAAAGCAGCAAGCAGAGCCAGCCCAAAACAUCCAGAGCGGCAUCUGGAAGUUCAGUGUGUGCAUGUUGUUUGAAGUGCCAAGUCACCCCAGUGGUUGAGGUAGAGGGUGAGGCAGAGAGUGGAGUUGUAGCUGAGGAGAACAGUGAAUCAACAAAAGUCACGUUCUCAUGUGAUGAAAACUCUUUCGAUUGCACAUCCAAGCCUGAAGGACCUAAAAAGGAUGAAGUCAUUGAGGCACCACCCCGAAGCCUUAGGCCUCGCUUCCGGAAGAAAAGUACCUCACCGCAGAGUGCUGAAACCAUGUGAUGAGCAAGUCGCACCAACAGAACGUCUCUCUCCUGCCUUAAAGAUCCAUUUCAUUCACCGUGUGGAAAGGCCAGUGGUGAGGUGUGUGGGUGUUGGAUGACAUGGCUUCUCUCGCUUCCCGCUGUCUGUCACGUGCCGUCUGCAAAUGCUGCAGGACGUGGCCAGAGGGACAGAGCAGGCCGCAGCAAUCCUGGAGCAGCAGCUCGGCUUCUUGUGGAGCUCCCUGCGGUUUUCAUUGUCACAUUUGUUUUCUUUCAGACACACUGGCUAGACUGUAUAUUUGUAAUUAUUUAAUUCCCUCUGCUUAGUCGUAGCUCUGUGAAUGAAAAUAGGAAAACCUG